This is a messenger RNA of Ceratina calcarata, 3655 nucleotides long. Its product is annotated as importin-4. NCBI's taxonomy places the organism in Eukaryota, Metazoa, Arthropoda, Insecta, Hymenoptera, Apidae. The transcript has 15 exons. Gene Ontology annotation, molecular function: small GTPase binding. Gene Ontology annotation, biological process: protein import into nucleus. The coding region runs from base 1 to 3240 and encodes 1079 amino acids. The record is from RefSeq and is a predicted model, not a curated record.
AUGGAGGCAAUACUAUCGAAGUUACUUGUAGCCGAUAACGCGUUGAUACAACAGGGCACAGCUGAACUUAGGGAAGCUUUUAAAGACCCUCAAUGCACAGCAGCAUUAUGUCAGCUCAUUGUGGCAUCAAGAAAUUCUCAGAUAAGGCAAUAUGCAGCUGUGCUACUUAGAAAGCGAUAUAGCAAAGGAAAGCAUUGGACCAAACUGCCACAACCUGUACGCACUGAAUUCAAAAUAUUAAUUUUACAGGCUUUAACUCAUGAACCAGAGAAGUAUGUGAAGAAUUCAAUUGCCCAGUUGAUAGGCGUGAUUGUAAAACAUGAAAUAGGAAACAAUGGGUGGCCAGAAGUUUUACAAUUUGUACAGCACUUAGUUACCAGUGAAAAUUUAGCAGACAAAGAGUUAGGAAUUUAUACUUUGUCAAUUAUGACUGAUAUUGCACCUGAUGCAUAUCAUGAGCACGCUGCGUCACUUGCAGUUCUCCUAGGACAAACGUUAAAUAGUUUACAAGAUUUAGGAAGUCCUAUAGCAUAUUACAUUUUGAGAACAAUGCAGAAUCUUGUUCCUUUGGUUAAAGGUAAUCAGAUGAUGAUAAAUGCUUAUCGUCAAAUGAUGCCACAAGUGAUGUUAGUAAUUCAAUCUCUUAGCACUAUUGAUGAAGAUAGAGCAAUUUUAUGUUACGAAUUAUUAGAUGAAUUGUGCGAGAAUGAGAUUGCUGUGAUAACUCCUCAUGUUAAACCUCUUGUUAAUAUGUGCAUUGCUAUUGGUUCUAACAAGUCAUUGGACGAUUCCAUCAGAGUUAAAGCAGUUGGUUUUAUCGGCUGGUUGGCGAGAACAAAGAAAAAAGCCAUGAUCAAACAUAAACUUGUCGAGCCGAUCUUAGAUUUAUUAUUCAUGCUCAUGUCUACGAAACCCGAGGACGAGGAUGAUGAAGUCUACUUCAAUGGUGAUAAUGAAGACAAUACGCCUGUAACUUGCGCUACCCAGACACUAGAUUUGCUUGCACUCAACUUGCCCCCAGAGAAAUUAAUUCCCCAAUUGCUACGGUAUAUAGAACCCAGUUUACAAGGGAACGACGUAUAUGCAAAGAAAGCAUCUUACUUAUCGAUGGCGGUAUUGGCUGAAGGGUGUUCAGAGUAUAUCCGUAGCAAAUAUCUCGAAUCUUUCUUACGGUGCACUUGUCAAGGGAUCGCUGAUUCCGAUCUUGUAGUACGAAACGCUGCCCUCUUCGCCCUUGGACAGUUCUCUGAAUACUUACAGCCGGACAUUUCUCAGUAUUCGUCUGAUCUGUUGCCAGUAUUAUUUGAAUACCUCAGUAACAUAAGCACGUAUGUUAGGCCAAACAAAAAGGAUCCACCUUUCGUUGAUCGCAUGUUUUAUGCACUGGUCGUAUUCUGCGAGAACUUGAAUGAAAACCUGUUGCCAUACUUGCCGACUUUGAUGGAAAAACUUUUUGAACUUCUUAAUUCGGAUGCCUCGUUUCACGUUAAAGAACUUUGUCUAAACGCCAUAGCUUCGGCUACCCUGGCAAGUAAAAAACAAAUGUUGCCAUAUUUCGAGAAGGUCGUGACCAUUCUUAAUGGUUACCUCUCGGAAAAGCAGACCGACGAAACCAUGGCUCUUCAAGUACAAGCAGUUGAUACUCUAGGAGUACUAGCAGGGUCGAUAGGAGAGACGAAUUUCGCACCAUUGGCAGAUAGAUCACUCGAAUUUGGAAUAAAGUUGUUAAAAGAAACAGAAGAUCCGGACUUGAAGAGGUCGAUUUAUGGAUUGUUUGCUUCGAUUAGUACUAUAAUGAAAAGUAAAAUGGCAGAUGCAUUGCCAGAAAUUAUUGAAUAUCUAUUGACGAGCGUACAGAGUUCAGAAGGCAUUGUGCCUCAUUUUAAAGAAGACGAAAGUUCUGCUUUUCCGGUGUACGAAGAUAUUAGUGAUAAUGAAAAUGAUGAAGAGGACAUCGAAAAUACCGAUAACGAAGAAGACGAUGACGACGACUUAGCGGGUUACAGUGUUGAAAACGCGUACAUUGACGAAAAGGAGGAAGCAAUUCUGGCGUUAAAAGAAAUUGCAGAACAUACCGGAGAAGCAUUCCUGCCAUAUCUUGAAAAAUGUUACGAGGAAACUUUCAAGGUGAUCAAUUAUCCGCAAGAAGACAUUUGCAAAGCUGCGAUCGAAGCCAUCGUACAGUUUUGCAUCAGCUUUUCAAAAAUUAAUACCAACGAGGGUAAACAAGCACUGUUGAAAGCUCUCUCUAUAUUUGUUCCAAAGUUAUCCGAAUUGAUAAGAUUGAGCCCCGAACGGACAGUCGCUAUUUGUGGUCUGGAUGCUUACACGAAACUUCUGAAAGAAGUAAAAUUAGAUGUUCUCGUUGGAGAAGGUCAUAAAGAGGCCAUAAUGAAUUGUGUCAUUGCCAUUAUAUCAGGCUCAACUGCGUGUCAAGAUGAAGAAGAAGCUGAAGAUUUAGAUACUGAAGCUGAACAAGACGAAUUGCUGGUUGAAUGUGCCGGAGAGCUAUUAGCUAACUUUGGAAAAGUAGUCGCAUCGGAAGACUUCGAACAUUGUUUUCGUACUGUAUUGCCAAUGCUCUUGGACAGAUUGAAAAAGAACAAAUCUGAAGGUCAAAGGUCUUUCGCAGUUGGUACGAUCUCUGAAUGUUUCGGAGGACUUGGAGAUAGAGUAACUAAUUUCGUUUACCAGCUUCUGCCCAUGUAUUUGAAACUUUCGGAAGAUCCAAGUGAUGAAGUUGCUAAUAAUGCGAUCUACGGGCUUGGUGAAUUAGUGUUACAUGGGAAAGAAGUAGUUUAUCCGCAUUACGAAAGUAUUUUGAACGUGUUGUCGGCAUUGGUUUGUAAAGUGUCCCACGCAGGGAUUCGCGACAACAUAGCCGGAGCUAUUGCUCGAUUUAUAAUCACUAAUUACUCAGGAAUACCGCUUGAACAAGUGUUCCCAGUCUUUGUCGAACAGUUGCCACUGAGAGAAGAUUUCGAAGAAUAUACGACAGUGUUUAAAAGUGUGUUAACGCUGUACCAAGCCGGUCAUCCUGUCCUAAAACAGCACAUGGCUGCGUUACUUAAAAUUGCAGUCGGUGUGUUACACGACAAUAAAGCUACUGAUGACGAAGCGAAAGGUAUCAUAAUGGAAUUCAUCAAAAGCGCUAUACGAGAUUUUCCAAGUGAAUGGUGCACCGUGUACGCCGAACUUCCGGCAGACGUCGUGGAAAACAUUCAACGUAUCUUCUCGUAGGUCUUGAUACUCGAUACUCUGUAAACAUGCGUCAUAUUUUAUACUACAAAAAGAAACACGGAUUGAUAAGCGGUGUUCUCGUUAAAAAGUGAUAUAUGUCUCAUUUUUAAGUUAAAUUAAAUAAACGACCAUUUUUAGUAUGGAUAAAUAUAAUUACAUUUUUUUUCAUACAUUCAGAUGUACACAUUGUCACGAUCAUGUAAGUUAUAGUAUUUCUUGUUGUGCUUAUAUAAUAUCAAUCAAUCAGAAAGUGCAAUUACUCAAAUCAGUAAUGUAAUAGGAUCUCGUUCUAGACUUCUUGGACGCUCGAGUUUCAUGCUAGAAUACAUUUCAUAUGGAUGUACAUAUAUACAUAUGUAUUGAUUGGACAAUCUGUAUUUUAAAUUCUAGUCCAUCCAGCUUUUUACAGUUUUUU